Molecule: messenger RNA, 585 nt
Organism: Penicillium digitatum Pd1
Lineage: Eukaryota; Fungi; Ascomycota; Eurotiomycetes; Eurotiales; Aspergillaceae
Product: putative GPI anchored protein
Source: RefSeq, a predicted model, not a curated record
AUGCGUUUCUCUAUUGUCUUCACUCUCUCGGCCAUCGCCCUGGCCAAUGCCCAGAGCAGCGUCUCCAUCGAGACCGUUGACAACCCUGCUACGCAGUACCUGACCCAGACAAACUCCCUCGGCGUCGUGACUGGCCAACCUGUAGCCGUCACUACCCAGCCCACUGUUGUCACGAGCCAGGCAGCUGCCGUGACCUCGCAGCAGCCUGCCGCCUCCAUCCCCGCUGGUCUGACCUCGCCCGUCGCCGGCCCCGGUGCCACUCACACCACUUUUUCCACUGCCUCUAGCCUCACUGGCACUGGCACUGGCACUGGCACUGGCACUGACACUGGCGCCAGUACCGACGCCAGCUCCUCUGCUACUAGUACCGAGACCUCGGACUCCUCUAGCAGCACUGUCACUGGCUCCUCCACUAGCACCAGUUCCGCUUCGGACUUUUCAAACUCUUCGUCCAGCUCUGGCUCUGGAUCCAGCGCGUCUACUUCUGCUUCCAGCUCCACCUCCAAGGGUGGUGCUGCUAUCGCCACUGCUGGCCCCGUCGGUCUCGGCAUGGUUGCCGGUGCUGCUCUCGUUGCUUUCCUGUAA